AUGGAACCGUACGUUCAAAAUGGCCUGAGGAAGCUAGCUCCAUAUUGGAACACUCGGUCUUCCUUUGUAAAAGGGCGCUGGUAUGGCAGAACACUGGCACAAGUGCUGAUGGAGGAGUUCCACUUCAGUUCGGAACAAGUGCAGGCUAAGAUACUAGCGGGACAUUGCCAGCUUCUAAGGGAUGGCGUGGUAUUGAAUGCUAAUACGGAGCUUAUUAAGAACAAAGACGUCUUUCAGUCAAAGCAGCACAAUCACGAGCCACCAGUACUUCAAUGGCCUCUAUUACACAACGUUGCACACAAUACCGCUGGCCUGAAGGUAGUUUUCGAGGAUAACGACCUUCUGGUCAUCGAUAAGCCAUGUGGAAUACCUAUCCAUCCAACUGCAUACUUCUAUAAGAAUACUCUGACAGAGGUGUUAGAAGACGCUCGGGGAUAUCCGUUGUUUCCCUGCUACAGGCUGGACAAGAUAACGUCUGGCUUACUCAUCUUUGCCAAGACACAGCAGACAGCUAGCAGACUACAAAGCCAGAUAAGAGAUCAGAACAUGAAUAAGUGGUACCUAGCCCGUGUUGAUGGUAAUUUUGAUUUUAAUAAGAAAACUGCUUCUUCUCCCAUCUACACGUUUGAACCUAAGAAGAGCCUGAAAGGAGCCUUUGCGCCAGUUCGUGAUGCACUGACUGAGUUUUAUCAUGUUGCAUAUAAUGAGGAAUUGAAUCAGUCUUUGGUUCUGUGCAAGCCGCUGACUGGUCGCACACAUCAGAUUAGAAUCCACCUUGCACGCCUCGGACACCCAAUUGUUAAUGAUCCCUUUUACAAUGUGAAAAACUCCAAGUAUCCAAAACGAUCUGCAUUUAUGCUUGAAGUGGAAGAUUGGAAUACGAUUGAGCAGGAUAAGCUGUCACAUUUAUUCGAUGAGUUCAUUGUUGAGAUUGAUGAAAACUGGCGAGGUUUAAAUCCCGCCGGUGACCUGUGCGAAGAAUGUGGGGAGGAGUUACCAAGAGAUCCAGAAAAGCAUGAGCUGAUCUUGUACCUACAUGCAUGGAAGUAUAAUGGCAGCGAUAUAUCCUUUACAACAGAAUAUCCCGAAUGGGCCAGUGCCUUCGAAUUUGGAGAGAUAGAUAUAGGGAGGCCUGAUAUUUAUUGA
Molecule: messenger RNA, 1146 nt
Organism: Eremothecium gossypii ATCC 10895
Lineage: Eukaryota; Fungi; Ascomycota; Saccharomycetes; Saccharomycetales; Saccharomycetaceae
Gene: PUS6
Product: pseudouridine synthase PUS6
Exons: 1
Coding region: 1-1146 (381 amino acids)
Biological process (GO): pseudouridine synthesis
Molecular function (GO): pseudouridine synthase activity; RNA binding
Source: RefSeq, marked provisional